Messenger RNA from Lindgomyces ingoldianus, 1842 nucleotides. RefSeq names its product alpha/beta-hydrolase. Lineage: Eukaryota; Fungi; Ascomycota; Dothideomycetes; Pleosporales; Lindgomycetaceae. Bases 162 to 1499 code for a protein of 445 amino acids. The transcript has 3 exons. The record is from RefSeq and is a predicted model, not a curated record.
CUUCGUACCCUGAUUGAUUUUUCUCCCUCUGUUCUGUUUGCCGUGUUCUUCCCUCCCUUGCCACACCUUUGUGCUUCCAGUCUCCCUUUAAAAGAACGCUCUCAAUUGUAGUACCUUAUCUGCCCAUUGUGGUCCAGAUCCCGCUCCGUGACACAACCACCAUGUCCGGUUGGUCCGAUCUCCCCGGCGCCCUCAAAGGCUCCCUAGACAAGUUCUCGGAGCUCUUGUCCUCUGAUGCCCAGCUCAAGGCCUUCACAACCUCCAACGCCAUCGACGCGCCUGUAACCUUUACUAUCAAGUCUAGUGGCUCUGACAACAGCAUCAUUGUCACCACCAGCAACGGCUCUGCAAAGGCUAAAACAGGGCCCUCCAAAGAUGGUCUCUUCUCCUUGUCCGUAUUGCCCGAGCAAUGGGAGCAGUUCUUCCAGCCCAUUCCCGUGGCUCCAUACCAGAGUUACUGGGGCAUGUUUAGCAUGAACAUUACUCAGCAAGCAAUUGAAGCCCAGGGCGACCAAUCCGCAUUUGCACACUGGACGCACGUAUGGAGACGCGUGUUGGAGCUUCUGCACGACGCUCACUGCGGUCCAAUGAAAGUGGAUGAGCAACCUGAGCCCCAGAGGGACUACCUUACUGGGAGAUACCUCUACCUGGAUGCGCCGGUCUGGGGCCGCUGCAAGAUUUUCUACGAAUCAUCUGGUGAGGGUAAGCAGCAGAUUGUGUUUCUACAUACCGCGGGAAGCGAUGGGCGGCAGUAUCAUGGCGUUAUGAAUGAUGACCGGAUGCGGAAGAGGUGUACAAUGUACUGUUUUGAUCUGCCGGGGCAUGGGAGGAGCUUCCCGUCUCAGAAAUACUCCCCUGGUGCGCAUACGAAUACCGAAGACAGCUACGUGGGCAUUAUCGCCGCCUUCGUGAAGUCUUUAGGACUUCGAAGGCCGAUCAUUUGCGGUGCGAGUAUGGCUGGCCAGGUGUGUCUUGCGGUCGCCAUCCGACACAAGGAGGUUGGAGCUGGAGGCGCGAUUCCCCUGCAGGGUGCGGAAUACCUCAACAUGGAGCGCCAAUGGAACGACCAGUCUCCUUACAUAAACCAAUCUCUCUUCAACCCCGAAUGGGUCUACGGCCUGAUUUCUCCCACUGCCCCUCUCGCCAACAAGCAACUUAUCUGGCACUUGUAUUCCGGCCAAGCCUACGGCAUCUUCCACGGCGACCUCGACUUCUACUUCGGCGGCUGGGAUGGGCGUUCCCGAGUAGCUUCUAUCGACACCAACGCAUGUCCCGUCUUCAUGCUGACUGGCGAAUACGAUUGGUUGAACACGCCCGAGAUAAGCCAGAAGACGGCGGACAAGAUUCCGGGCGCGAAGCACAAAGCGAUGCCGGGGCUGGGACAUUUCCCAGCGACGGAGAAUCCGGCGAAGUUUGUGCCGCAUUUGUUAGAGGCGAUUGAGCACAUUCAGAAGGUUAGGAGUGAGAGUUUGAGUACCAUGAGGUUGGGGACAGAUUAGGUGAGUUUGGGGCUUGGGAAUGUGGGGAUGAGGGGAUGGGAGAUAAAAUGAUGAGGAGCUUAGAGGAAGGGUUGAGAGGAGGGGAUGAGGGAGGGUGAGGGAGGCUCAGAGAACGUGAGUGCGAUGUGAAAGUGAUGGGUGUAUUGUUUACAGCAUACAUGUAUUAGUGUUAUAAGAGGUUACUAUUCGCAGGCCUUCUUUUCCAACGUGUCUGCCGUAUUCACCGAGGCAUAACUGCAAAUGUUUUUUUCCGACGUGAAACGAAAACCUCUCCUGUGCAUUGCUCGGGAGUAUACUACUCAUACCGACUACACGCCAUCAAGAUUCUCCCCGGUUCCAAGGG